GCGACUGGCCGAGCUUUGGUUGGCCGCUGAUACGGUGCGAGAUGUGGUAAGAUCGGUCGGUCUUGAAUGUUUGAGCAGGUUGUCAACAACUCAUUAUCGCUGGUUUUCACUGGCUUUCACCCGCGUGGCUUCUUUGUUUUGGGAAUGGCAACAGGGUUCGGAGCCUGUUCCGCUGAGCUUGACAUUGGCUCCCAACUAGAUCCUGGCCUCGGGGGGGGGGGGUUUUCAAAGGCACGGCCGUUGGUGGUCUGUUGGCGAGAAGGAUGGCCCAGGAACAGUGGACACCUCUCCUCGUUCCCUCCAGGCAGUUUGACUUUGAGCUAGGUAUCCAAGUUAUGUCGUCCGUCAAAUGCCACUGCAUUGGCACUGUCAUAGGCUGUUGUGAUGCCGAUGGGGGGUUCAGCCUCUCUCCAGCAACAUGACAUCGAUUGACUGCGGCUCCAUCUUCCUCUGGCCACCUUUUGCUGUGCAUAGACGACAUUGGACCUUUGCAUAUUCCCGUUCAGGGUCAAACUACGCGUCUCGGACAUCUCGGUCUGCGCAUAUCAACCCAAGUUUGUCGUUACUUGAUUGAGUUCACCCUGCAUCUAAAGGAUUACAAGCGCACUCUGGAUCACACCGAGCCCACCGAACAAGGAGCACGAGGUUGCGAGCAUGGAGCCCGGCUUUAUCAUGGACCUUCCCAACAAAUCCGAGAGAUGUCGACUGCCCCAACACCGCUGUGAUCCGUGUCAUUCAUGCCACCUGCGAACCUCUUCCAUUCGGUAUGAUUGCGUCCUUCGCGACACGCUGCCCGUCUUCCUCCCCAUGGAUGUUUCGGUAUCUCCCGAAUCUGGACUGUCGUUAUCGAAUCGUUCUGUCGUCUUUGCCCGAAGUACCCGAGGGACAGUAUCGUGGCGUUGUGAUGGCAGGGGACAAGAGCCCGCUUAUCUGGGAGGCGUCAAGAACCUGAGCGGCGGGUUAUGCCAAGCUAUGACAGUGUGGAGGGCUCACGACCCAACAGCAUGGCGAUGAUUUCGUGAUCUCGUCAUAAUCAAUAAUCAAUCCCAGGGAGCUAUUGACCUGCUGGAUCGGGGAUAAUUCCCAACUCGAGGAGAUUGGUCGCUGUGGCUGUGAUGCCGCCAUGCCUGCUCGCCCUUGUGCAAGCUCAUUCUACUGCUUUGUGGAACUUUCAGCUGAUUCCCCUUCUCCGACGCUCGACCCCCCUCGACACGCUUCAUUGCGCUGCCCAGCCAGACACCAACAAGCCACGCAAUUCCUCGACGAGCCAGAGGACUGUGACAUCUUUUGAACGGUUACCACGCCUGGGUGCGGCGUGGACCGCCAGCCAUGGGUCGACACAUUGUCACUGGUACCCGUUCUACAGACACACCACUGCCAACCCCCGGGGCGCUGGCUUGCUCGAGAACCAAGUUCGCCGCACCUUGUUGAGAGACCCAACCCACGGCCAGAUACCGCUGCCCCGAUCCACCGAAAAUACACAUUUUGUUGUUUGAACAUCGCAUUCAAUCAAAUCUCUGCACUUCUUGGUGUGAUGGCUUUGCUGUGGAGCCAUCCCCUGGCUGUCGGUAAGGGGUUGCACGGACCGGCGUUGUGAGGUCAAACUAUCACGAGUGGAGUCAACAAUGGGGACACCAACAUGGAGACUGAAAUGCACGAAGUUCUGUUGAGCUGAUGGGAAUUGAAAGACACCAAACUGUGUCCGACCAGAAUCACUUGCGCCGAAGGUAUGUUCGGAUGAAACACCUGUCCGUUCGGUGUCAAGUCGGGGCUGGAAUUCUUUAUGAACCUCACUCUGACACUUUGGACCAGGUGGAAUGGCGGUACACGACGUAGCCCAGUUGUUUGAAUUCCACGGCGCGAAGUUCGGGUCCUUUGAGAUCCAUGCGGCAUUGUCGUGUGGUGCGAUCUCAUCUCAGUGUCAUGGCAUCAAGGAUGAUGGAGGUUACGUUGAUCUUUCAGGUCAAUUUCGCGAUGACAUGGCCGGCGUGUUGUCAGGAUGAUGUUUGCCGAACCGGUGCGUGUUUGAUUUCGGAGGUCCCGAGGGAAACAGGAGAGACAUGGGCGAAACACGCAUGGAAAACGCCGCAUAUCCCCUCUCCCAUAUUUUCCUUUUGGGGCGGUACCGCAUAGGUAUUGGGCCAUUGCAGGCCGCCCCCUCAUGCAAGCAAGUGGUCCACUAGUGUGCGACGUCUCCUUUUUUGGACGUAACGAUGGCCGGC
Messenger RNA from Podospora pseudopauciseta, 2222 nucleotides. RefSeq lists its product as uncharacterized. NCBI's taxonomy places the organism in Eukaryota, Fungi, Ascomycota, Sordariomycetes, Sordariales, Podosporaceae. The transcript has 4 exons. Bases 1116 to 1496 code for a protein of 126 amino acids. The record is from RefSeq and is a predicted model, not a curated record.